AUGGCCCCCAAACGCUCCGGAUGGAAUCCUCGAGCUGUCACCGCACCCGUUGCAGCCUUUGUCAUGGCUGGCCUACUCUACACCUACUCUGUGACCUCCAUUCGAGCGGCGAAAAGAAACGCUAGAUUGCACCGCGAAGCCGACGGUGGACAGCUCGACAUGCGUCGGGAGAGCUUGCGCAGACACGGCGUACUCGACCAGGUCGAAGGCACAGGCGGCGUGGAACUUUUCAGAGAUGCAGGAGCUGAGGAAAAGAACGAGUCGAGAUUCUUGACGGAAAACAAAGCAAAGCCGCUGGGCUCAGAGCAGAAAGAAGAAACAGGCGCACCCCGGACCCAGAACGAGGGAGUCCUCGAUACCUACCGCGGGCGUCGCGGCCUCAAGAAGCUCAAGGAGGAGCAUCCACAACAAUAA
This is a messenger RNA of Capronia coronata CBS 617.96, 414 nucleotides long. RefSeq lists its product as uncharacterized. The record is from RefSeq and is a predicted model, not a curated record. The coding region runs from base 1 to 414 and encodes 137 amino acids. NCBI's taxonomy places the organism in Eukaryota, Fungi, Ascomycota, Eurotiomycetes, Chaetothyriales, Herpotrichiellaceae. The transcript has 2 exons.